Hylaeus anthracinus is the source of this 3455-nucleotide messenger RNA. Its product is annotated as probable glutamate receptor. Gene Ontology annotation, molecular function: glutamate-gated receptor activity. NCBI's taxonomy places the organism in Eukaryota, Metazoa, Arthropoda, Insecta, Hymenoptera, Colletidae. Gene Ontology annotation, cellular component: membrane. Bases 1139 to 3172 code for a protein of 677 amino acids. The transcript is spliced from 11 exons. The record is from RefSeq and is a predicted model, not a curated record.
CGCACUCGAAUGUCGCGAUUUUGUUGAAACUGGAAUAUGACGUAGUUCACAUAAAAUUAGAGGAGGUUUAAGUCACUAUUUUACUGGAUUUAAUUUUGUUUAAGAAUACCCAGAACAUAUAACCAGCUAAUUAGCGCUUAUCGAUAUAUUUUAAUCCGUGAAAAUACAACGUUUCAUAUCUUGAAACAGAGAUAAAUAGAUUUGCGCCAUUUUCAUAAUGAACCGUUCGUUUAGUCUCCUUUCUUGUCACGCGAUACAGAAUUUAUCGUUUGACGCUGCGUUUUCAUUUUUUUCUGUAAACUUCAUCCUCUCUGCUUCGCAGUCCUUUGCCAUUCUUUCUCUUCGUUUCAUUGUUUGUUGUUUAAUUCCUUAGUGCGUGAAUUUAUUUUAAUUUUUAAAAAUUAUGUCAUGGUUCCAUAUUUUCCUAUGUUUGGAAGACGUUCGAUCGGGAGACCAACUGUUAUUUUCCCGAUCGAAAUUAUAAAUAAUUCCCGUGGGAAGCGCAAUGUACAACCGAGGGCAAGACAAUUUCUAAUUUUUCUGUACACAAUGGAAACCAUUCGCAAACAUCCCAAGGGGACACGAUGCAUUGAGUACACGUGAAAGAAUUCGCAGUAAAGAGACACGUUCCAGUCGUUCUAAAGUCACAAACAGCUUAAAUGUCGUCCUGAAAUUAAAAAAAAAAAACACUUAAAUGAAACAAAAAGUAAAAGGAAAUUUAAGCGAAAAACUAAUAGAACAAAACUUUCACUCACAUAGCAACCGUAAGCUGCUGACUCUGAAUUACAUCCCCGAUCUUUCCACAUCGAAUAAUAAUAUCCGACUAACUUGGACCGUAUAAACAUCGCGGAUAAAUCAUUCCUACUUGCCAUCGAUUACACGAACGAAUUCCUGUUCACAUCUGAUUCCAUCGCGGAGUUUGUUGUGCUUACGCCAUUUCGAGUCCGACCAGGCAACUAUCGUAAAGCAGAAACAAAGAUUAUCCGUGCGUUUUAUCUGAUUCCGAGCCGACAUCGAAUUUCCCUGACGCGUCACAGUUCUAUGAUUUCCAGACUUAGCUAAUCACGAAUAUCGACUCGAUCCCAGUUGCCAUUGUCCAGCUACCGCGAACCUUCGCGAGCCAUUAGCGGCGUGAGCGAUGUCGGGAUUGGAAUUUAUGGGGUCGUUAUGGUUGUUGCUGGUGGUCUGCGUUUUAAGGGACUCGCACAGCCAGCCCAUUGUCGCGAUGGACGACAAUCCUCUGCUGAUAAGGCCGCUGAACGUUUAUCAGAGCAUGAUCAAGGGUGUUCACGAUUACUUCAAUAAUACUUGCAUCAUACUAUUUCAUGGUUCGAUGAAUGUGAUCGAAACGAAAGAACUGGAGGACAUCGAGGGGCUGCUUGGCCUUCAGAAGUUCCUCAGCGGGGCUCUGAACAUACGCACCGCGAUCAUGGAUUUUAUCACGUUCAGGGACAAAGUGGGAAGCACUUAUUAUAACAUUAAGCGGCCGUUGUUCGUGCUGCUGAACGAUCUGGAUGAAGUCAAGGAACAAUUCGUUCUGGUUUCUCAGUGGAUUGCAAUGGCGUACCCCACGUGGCUGAUCUUUCUAAGGAACGACAUCGAGAUCGAAGACUUCCUUGGGGAAGUUUACGUUCCUUUCGACUGUGUACUGAUGGUCGCACAAGCGAACCCUGAAGGAGGUGGCGAGAUCGUCAGAGAGGUCUACCGCAUAGGCAGGGAGGACCACUUGAGGUGGAUGGACUUUGGCACGUGGAACUCGACACACGGUUUCAAGGGACCUUUAGUAGGACUCUACCAGCGAAGGCACGAUCUGAAGGGACGCAACCUCAGGGUCGUUUCUAUUCAUGAUCCUCCAGUCUCACGAUUCGUCAAGAACGAGGUCAAUCACACGGUUGGGAUGGCUGGCUUCUUCGGCGAGGUGAUCCAGCUGCUGCAAGAGGGAAUGAAUUGCACUGCAUGCAACUCUGAUGCAACAAAGACGUAUCAUCGAUGCAGGUUCAGUUAUCAGGAGGCCAACUCGUGGGGCGUGCGGUUACCGAACGGCACGUGGACAGGUUCGAUGGGGAUGCUGAUGGAGGACGAGGCAGACCUCGCGGCCACCGAGCUGAUGAUGACGUCCGACAGACUGGACAUCGUGAAAUUCACCACGCCUGUCUACUCGUCCAAGUGUCGCGUGUAUAUCAAGAGACCAGACACGACGACGGUCAAAUGGAACGCGUACUUGGCUCCGUUCGCUUUGAACGUUUGGAACGCUAUCGCGUUGACGAUCUUCAUCACGGGGAUAUCGAUUGCCACGAUCGACGCCAUAUUUACGAAGGGAGUAGACUCCGACGUGGUGGAAUACCGAUCAUCCUCUUCGACGAUCUCCGAGAUCGUGUUCUUCGUCUUCGGCGCGUUUUGCGGUCAGGGGAUGGAGCCGUCCCCGCUGGACCCGAUACGGAUGGUUCAUCUGAGCAUCCAUGCGACGGCGGUCGUGGUGCUGGCUGCUUAUUCGGCCGCGUUGAUUAGCUUCCUGGCUAUCAAGACGUUCGCCAUGCCGUUCACCACGAUGGCAGGAAUGCUGGAGGACGGUAGCUAUCGGUUUGCCGUGGUCGCCGAUUCGGCUGAUUACAGUUUCUUUCAGAACACCAGCGAUCGAGUGCUGACCUUCAUGUUCGAGCAGCUGUUGACCGGCGAGAGCGAUCUGCCGUCCAAUUACCUCGACGGCUUGAGUCGCGUUUGCCAGGAAAAUAAGUACGCGUUCAUGACAUUGGACAAUAUGGCGGCCGUUCUCCAAGGAAGAGUCGACUGCAUCCUGGAGCCGCUAGACGUAAUAGCGCAGACCACGAUAGCCAUGGCAGUGCCUGCGAAUAGUCCUUAUCGCGGCAUCAUCGAUGCCAAAAUUUUACUACUGCGCGACAGCGGCAUUCUUCAGAGGUUACUAGAAAUAGAAUGGGCCACGGUCUCGAGCAGGCCGACAGCUGGCUGGUCGUCGGUCGAGCUGGAGGAUGCGAUGCCUCUGCUCAUCUUCUUACUUAUCGCAUUCAUAAUAACCUGGGUACUGCUACUCGUCGAACGCUCGAUUCACGAGAAGCACGAUAGAAGCAACGCGAUCGACUCAACUAAUCCAAUAUGCAAGGAUAAGGAAAAUUCUCAUCCAAAUAAAAAAUUUCGAAUGAAGAAUAAAAGAUAAAUUAACCCUCAAUAUGUGUUGUUUAAUCAAAUUCUUCACAUUACAAUUAAUAACUAGGUGACGCGUUUGUCGGAAUGAAAAUCAUUGUAUCCCAAGUCCCUUGCAUCUUCUUCCAAAUAUUUAGGAAGAAAUAAUAAAAUUUCACCAUUGUGUCGAAGAAAUUACACUUCUAACGGGUUGCACUUGUUAUAUUUAAAGAUCUUGUUACAAGUUCCCAGCCAUUGACUCGCUAUUACUUGCGACGAAAGAUUGUUCGAACUUGUAAUAUUAAUUUGGACGAAAA